Anoplophora glabripennis (Asian longhorned beetle) is the source of this 2182-nucleotide messenger RNA. RefSeq lists its product as uncharacterized. The transcript has 4 exons. NCBI's taxonomy places the organism in Eukaryota, Metazoa, Arthropoda, Insecta, Coleoptera, Cerambycidae. The record is from RefSeq and is a predicted model, not a curated record. The coding region runs from base 252 to 1214 and encodes 320 amino acids.
CCUGAGGUGAUUCCCUGUCCUCGUUUGGAUUCCCUUCCCCAAGAACCACUGAAACAUGGAGAGCAAUAUUAUCUGGAUCUCGCUGGUGGAAGGAAAUUGUAGAGGCUGAUAUGACUACAUAAGGAUGAACGUUAGAUCAGAUAUACUUAUAAAAUGUAUGCGGAUAUGAACAAAAAAAGCUCCCGGCUUAUAGUUAAUCCAUGACAUUUAAAAUUAAAUGCUAUUGAUUGGAAUAAAGAAAAAACGAAAUAAUGGUCAAAGAGAAAGUGGGAAACAUCUGUAAAGGUCCUGUAGGUGUUGGAUAUACUUGUUAUUGUGCCCCCUUCUUCAAGAAUUUGAAAAUUCGAAUGGAGAGAGAUAAAAGAGAAUUUCAAAGAGCUCAAGUCAAACUAGACCAACGGGUAUCUAAUUUAGAGCAUCUCAUUCAACGGAAUCUUCAGAGAACUAAGAAGAGAAAAUGCUCGUUUACUAGGUGUAGGAGUUUGGAAAUGUUGGACACCUUUGAUAAACCAUCGAUGCAUACUGCGAGGAGCAUGGAUGAUGUUGACCAUUCAAAUGAAACAGAACUAUUUGAAGAUAAGUUGCAACCGACCAUAGUUCACGAAAACAAUAAUAGCGAAAGUAGUGAUGAAGAACAUCCAUCUCAAAAAAGGGAAUCUAAAUGGAACGAUGCAAUUUUGACGUUAUCUUCAGUGUCUAACUGUGAUGUACUUUCUACCAAUGCUUUACCAAGAUAUAGGGGUGGUGUUUAUAGUCCUAGUGUUAGUAACACAUUAGAUACAAAUCUUAUGUAUGUAGAAAAUAUGAUAAAAGUUAAAGACACUAAGCAAGUAUAUAAUAAAUUUUCCAAUAAUCCAGACAUUAGUACAUAUGAAUACAGAUUUCAGCCAGAAAUGAAAUAUGCAGAAUAUCCUUAUUUACACAAUUAUGGAAGCGAGUCGAAUUCGAAUAAAUAUUAUGAACAGAGUUUAACUUCAAAGUUAGCCAAAUUAAGAGUUUUAGAUAAUUUUAAAAAUGAUGUUGGCAAAGUUGAUGCAAAAGGUAUAACAGAAGAUACAAAUUUCGUUACAACGCACUUACAGGAUUCUGUAGAUAGGGAUACUAAUAAUGAUUCAGGAUAUUCAACUAAAGUUUAUGGUAGUUCCAAAGGAAAUUCACCUAAUUUAUCCGGACAAAUAGACAGUGAAUGUUUAGGUGCGUCCAGUUUAGUUUAGUUUACAAAAUAUUCAAAAGGAGGACAUUCUUUUGCUGCCAUAUAAUGAAAUUGCUGGUUAAUAUAUGCUUAAAAACAAUAAUUAUAUUAAUGAAGAUAAUUCCAAUUAUUUUUCAGUUUUAGAUAUUAAUUUAGGCGAUAGCAAAGCUAAAUAUUUAUAAAUAAAGCAUUCCAAUAUUUCCUCAUAUUACUAUAAUUUAAGGAUAAGGAAAGCAUUCUUACUAUCAAAAUAUAUACCUACAAAGAUUUUGCAGGAAAUUUAUUUUAAAUGGAAUGCGAUGUAACGCGAUUAUUUUAUGAUUUAAAAAAAAUAUCUUGUAAACACUUUAUUUUUAUUAUUUCAUAAUAAAAGACACUUAAUUAAAAGCAAGUAUAUUUUAAACAUAUAUUGAAAUUGUCUCACUAAUAAGCAAAAAUCCUACUCACUGAAAUAUAGUUUGACAUUAUAAAUGAAAAGGAACAUACAUUAAUAUAUGUCGAUUAUGUAGAUCAAAAUUAUUAUCCGCAAUAUAUCAAAUGUAUGCCAAUAACUUUUUUAAAACAGAUUUUUUUAAAACAGAUUUUAAUUCCAAUUUCAGUUUUGAGAUGAGUUAGAUAUUAAUACUAAUACUGUUAUUAAUUAAUAUAAAAAAGGCACACCUAUAGGUAAUUUCAAAUUUGUUAUUUAGCAAUAAUGUAAAUAAAUAAGAAAAUAUAAGAAAAUUCGUGCACCUAAUUGUUUUUUAGAUAAAAAAAAUUCUUUGCAAUUAUUAUGAAGAUAUAAUUCCUAUUUAAUACACAGAAUGUUCAUUCUACUACUGAAAAGCGAUUUUAUAUAUUCAUCUAUAAAUGCAAGAAAUAUGAAGUAUUUAAAAUAAUACAUAUUUUAAUAUUUAAUGAAAUGUAUAGUAGAAUAAAAUAAAACAUUGUUUCAUCUUUCUUGUAACUUUUUAAAUUCCCGAAACCUUUUUCUCAUAUCACCUUUUUAAC